This is a messenger RNA of Neltuma alba, 1582 nucleotides long. Its product is annotated as E3 ubiquitin-protein ligase PUB23-like. The record is from RefSeq and is a predicted model, not a curated record. Gene Ontology annotation, biological process: protein ubiquitination. Gene Ontology annotation, molecular function: ubiquitin protein ligase activity. The transcript has a single exon. The coding region runs from base 105 to 1373 and encodes 422 amino acids. NCBI's taxonomy places the organism in Eukaryota, Viridiplantae, Streptophyta, Magnoliopsida, Fabales, Fabaceae.
CAUCGCGGCCAUCUUCUUCUAUACUCCUUCCAGUACUCCAUCUCAUUUUCACGUUCUCAGAUUCCACCAGAGACUUCGUUAAUUUGUGCUUUCAGGUUUGAGACAUGGACGAGAAUAUUGAAGUUCCUCCCUUCUUCUUGUGCCCCAUCUCCUUGGAAAUCAUGAAGGAUCCGAUCACGGUUUCCUCCGGGAUUACCUACGACCGUGAGAGCAUCGAGAAAUGGCUCUUCUCCGGCAAGAACAAGACGUGCCCGGUCACCAAACAACCCCUCUCCGUAUCAGACUCCUCCGACCUCGUUCCCAACCACACCCUUCGUCGUCUGAUUCAAUCGUGGUGUACCAUGAACGCUUCUCACGGCAUCGAGAGGAUCCCCACGCCCAAACCUCCCAUCAACAAAGCCCAAGUGGCUAAAAUCAUCAGAGACGCUUCUCGAUCUUCUCAGUCACCGGUUAAAUGCCUCCAAACACUCAAAUCCAUUGCCUCCGACAGCGACGCCAAUAAACGCAGCAUAGAAGCCGCGGGCGCCGUCGAAUACCUAGCAUCCAUUGUACUCCGUCACACAAGUUUCUCCUACACACCUGAAGAAGCUAGCCCUGACGAUGAUGGAUUUGAAUUGAAAACAAGCGGAGGUGAUGAAGCCUUGAGCAUUCUCCAUAGCCUCCGCCUGUCCGAGGCUGGCUUGAAGAGCCUCGUCAGCUUCGAAAACGGAUCAUUCAUUGACUGCUUAACCAGAAUCAUGCAGAGGGGAUUCUACGAGUCACGAGCUUAUGCCGUCUUAUUGUUAAAAUCCAUGUUCGAAGUGGCUGAUCCAUCGGUUUUAUCCCAUUUAAAACCAGAAAUGUUCGUUGAAUUAGUACAGCUAUUGAAAGACCAGAUAUCCCAGCAAGCCUCGAAGGCUACUCUAAGAACACUGAUCCAAACAUGUCCUUGGGGAAGAAACAGAAUAAGAGCAGUGGAAGCAGGAGGCGUAUCGGUGUUGAUAGAGCUUCUUCUAGAUUGUAAAGACAGGAAGCCAUGUGAGAUGAUGCUGGUGUUGUUGGAGAUGCUGUGUGGGUGUGCUGAGGGGAGAGCCGAGCUACUGAGUCACGGGGCGGGGAUCGCAAUAGUUUCGAAGAAGAUUCUGAGGGUGUCGACUAUGGCCAACGAUAGGGCGGCGAGGAUUCUGCUGUCCAUUGCCAAGUUCUCUGCAACCCCUAGCGUUUUGCAGGAAAUGUUGCAGGUUGGGGUGGUGGCGAAGCUGUGUUUGGUGCUUCAAGUGGAGAGUGGGCGAAAGGCUCAGGACAAAGCCAGAGAGAUUCUCAGAAUGCACUCUCGGGCUUGGAGGAAUUCUCCAUGCAUACCCAGCAGCUUGCUUUCUUCUUAUCCGAAUUGAAUUGAGAGUCGUUCAGAGUUUUGAUUUUUUUUUUCUUUAUGUAUAUUUUUCCUCUCUGUUGAUUAAGUUUCCUGUACAGAAUUAUUUUGAGAGGUAUGAAGAAUAAAUGCCAGCAUGGGCAUCAAUUACAGCCCAUGCAGGUUAGAUUGGUUGAUUGAUAUGGAUUGUGCUUAUAAUGGAUUACUGACACAAAUGGUGUCAUUGACCAA